Messenger RNA from Toxotes jaculatrix (banded archerfish), 6583 nucleotides. It is a transcript of the gene per1b, whose product is annotated as period circadian clock 1b. The record is from RefSeq and is a predicted model, not a curated record. Gene Ontology annotation, cellular component: cytoplasm; nucleus. The transcript is spliced from 20 exons. Lineage: Eukaryota; Metazoa; Chordata; Actinopteri; Toxotidae. Gene Ontology annotation, biological process: circadian regulation of gene expression; negative regulation of transcription by RNA polymerase II; entrainment of circadian clock by photoperiod. Bases 838 to 5178 code for a protein of 1446 amino acids. Gene Ontology annotation, molecular function: transcription cis-regulatory region binding; transcription corepressor binding.
GCACCGCCGCGGACACGUGCAGUAUAUACACAGGAAAAGCAAAAGGGUGCAGAGCUGCUGUUUAAAUCUCUGUGUACGCCGGACAAUGACAUGUCGAGCAGUGUGCAUUCAUGCCACGGAUGCUCAGGGCGGUGAGGGACACGGACACUGCAGCGCCUUUUAUGGGGCUUGGAUUAUAUCAACACACAUCGCUGUUGUGGUGGUGCGGUAGGGAGCCGGAGAAGUUCACAUGUUUACGCAGGGAACCACGCCUCACCUUCCUGCCGUGUCCAUCCGUACAUUGUAGUAGGGAGGUGUCUCAUGUUACCUUGAGUUUGUUUCAGGUGGCCUUUAGCGCCUAGAGCAACACGUCUCCAAAGAGGCGAGAAGACCAGCUACAAAGUGAAGAUAAUGUUUUUUGCUCUCACCAAGAGCUGUUUUUCUCACUCUCCCUCACAAUCUCUCAUCCCAUCUGUUGGAGCACUUGUGCCAAGGCUGUUUCAUAAGCAGAAAAUCAUCUCUUGUCUGCACUACUUUGAGUGACACUUUUUCCUCAAGAUAAUUAAAGAUAAUUUGCUGUCUUUUUGGAAAGGCAGCCUUUGUCUUUUUGGUCAUUUGGAAGAUUUUGCUGCUAUUUACACAUUUCAGAAACAUUCAAGGAAGGGCUCACAGCCCCAAACACUUUCAGGCUUUUGUUAGAAGAUACCAUGAAUUUCUCUCCUUAGUUCUUUUAACUAGCAGCCAACAACAAUGAUUCACCCAUGGAUACAUAGUAGUCCCACUUAAAUUUAAGUUGUUCCUGUUUUUCUCCUCGGCUGACACCUUAAUCAAGCUGUAACAGCCUCAUCCUACUCUAGUAUGAGUUAUGACAACUCUAAAUCAUUGCCCAGCAGCAGCACUCGGGGGCGAGCAGCAAGGGCCGACGAGAAAGACAAUGACCAGGAAGCAGAGUCAGAAGGUUUGAACUCUCCGAAAACCAGCAGUGGUCAGCCCAGUGCCAAUGUCACCACUCAGGAGCAGGGGGACGGAGCCGGAGGAGGCUCAUCUCCCAGCGGUGGGUCAGGGUCGGGAGGUUUGUCCGGAGACCAAAGGGGGCCCAACUCAGACGAUAUGGACGGUCUCUCCAGUGGAAACGACUCCAGCGGGAUGGAGAGGGAGAACGGGUCACGUGGGCGCCAGUCCAUACGCAGCUCCCACAGCUCGUCGAAUGGCAAAGACUCUGGCAUGAUGCUGGAAACCACGGAGAGCAACAAGAGCUCCAACUCACAGAGCCUCUCACCUCCCAGCGGCUCCCUGGCCUACAGCCUUCUGUUGACCAGCUCGGAGCAUGACCCCCCCUCCACCUCUGGUUGCAGCAGCGACCAAUCAGCGAGGGUCCAGACCCAAAAAGAGCUAAUGAAGGCCAUCAAGGAGCUGAAGCUCCGCCUGCCAGCUGAGCGCAAGACCAAGGGUCACUCCAGCACUCUAAACGCACUCAAAUACGCACUUCAGUGUGUCAGACAAGUCCGAGCCAACAAGGAGUACUACCACCAAUGGAGCGUGGAGGAGUGUCACGGCUGCAGUCUGGACUUGUCUACCUUCACAAUUGAGGAGCUUGACAAUAUCACCUCAGAAUACACCCUCAAAAACACUGACACAUUCUCCAUGGCCGUGUCAUUCUUGUCAGGGAAGGUUGUGUACGUAUCACCCCAGGGUUCCUCUGUGCUGCGUUGUAAGCCUGAGUGUCUCCAGGGGACUAUGUUCUCUGAGCUUUUGGCCCCGCAGGAUGUCAGCACUUUCUACAGCGGCACGGCACCCUGCCGCCUGCCUCCCUGGGCCUCCUGCAUCGGAUCUGCCUCUCCUCCAGUCGACUGCACUCAGGAGAAGUCCAUGUUCUGUCGGAUUAGCGCUGAUCGCACGCAGGGCGGCGAGAUGCGCUACUACCCAUUUCGCCUCACGCCAUACCAGCUCACUCUUAAAGACUCAGAUGCUGCUGAGCCUCAGCCCUGCUGCCUACUGAUCGCGGAGAGAGUCCACUCUGGAUAUGAGGCUCCUCGUAUCCCUCCAGACAAGAGGAUCUUCACCACCAGUCACACUCCCAGCUGCCUCUUCCAGGAGGUUGACGAAAGGGCAGUGCCAUUGUUGGGCUACCUGCCUCAGGACUUGGUGGGAACCCCCAUCCUGCUCUGCAUCCACCCCGAGGACAGGCCCAUGAUGGUGGCCAUACAUGAGAAGAUCUUUCAGUUUGCAGGGCAACCAUUUGACUAUUCACCCCUGAGGAUGUGUGCCCGCAGCGGGGAGUAUCUGACCAUCGACACCAGCUGGUCUUCCUUUGUCAACCCCUGGAGCCGGAAGGUGGCGUUCAUCGUUGGGCGCCACAAAGUCAGAACGAGCCCUCUCAAUGAAGACGUGUUCACUACACCGCAGGGCUGCGAGAGCCGGGUCACCACGCCUGAUAUCGUCCAGCUGAGCGAGCAGAUCCACCGGCUCCUGGUGCAGCCGGUGCACAGUGGCGGCUCCCAGGGCUACAGCUCGCUUGGGUCCAGUGGCUCGCGAGGUUCGCACCGUUCACACCAACAGCACCUCAGUGCCUCAGCCGCUUCAUCCAGCGACAGCAAUGGCCCCGCCAUGGAUGAGGCUGCAGCUGCCGUUGCUUUACACAAACCUAUGACGUUCCAGCAGAUCUGCAAAGACGUUCACAUGGUCAAGACUAAUGGACAGCAGGUUUUCAUCGAGUCCCGUAACCGGCCACCGCCCAGAAAAAACACCAGCGCAGGCACAACAAGCAUCAGACCCAUCAACAGCGACCCAAUCAGAGGUUUGAUAGCAGACAUGACAAAACCACCCAAAGCUUUGGUCCCUGCACCACUUGUACAGACGGAGCCCCCAACCGCCUACUCCUACCAGCAGAUCAACUGUCUGGACAGCAUCAUAAGGUACUUGGAGAGCUGCAACAUUCCCAACACAGUUAAAAGGAAGUGUGGCUCCUCCUCCUGCACUGCCUCCUCCACGUCUGAUGACGACAAACAGCAGGAGGCCAGUGGCAACAACAAAGGUGGUUCAGUUAGCCUUGUAGGUGAGCCACCUCCUCUGCCCCCUCUGACCAUGGCCACAAAGGCAGAGAGUGUAGCCUCAGUCACGUCGCAGUGUAGCUUCAGCAGCACCAUUGUGCAUGUGGGAGACAAGAAACCUCCUGAGUCAGACAUCAUCAUGGAGGAGGCUCCUACAACUCCUACACUGGCUCCUCCUCCUACAACUACUACUACUACACCAGCUCCUCCCACCAGGGGCCCGACAUCUACGGCUAACACAGCCAUCGCCCCUCCACCCCCUCCACCCCCUCCUCCUCCUCAAGCCACUCAGCCAGAGAGGGACAGCUGGAGAGGUGGAAAUGUUGGAGGAGGCACAGGAGGCCGUCUGGGUCUGACAAAGGAGGUGCUAUCCGCCCACACCCAGCAGGAGGAGCAGGCGUUCCUUGACCGCUUCAAGGACCUCAGCAAGCUGCGUGUGUUUGAUCAGACCGCGUCUUCAGCUAUGCAAUGCCACGCCCCAGCUGCCAACCCUCUGUCACGAGGAGUGCGCUGUUCCCGUGACUACCCGGCUGCAGGAGGCAGCACCGGUCACAGACGUGGUCGUGGAGGAAAGAGACUCAAGCACCAAGAGUCAUCUGACCAGCAUAGCUCUCUGGGCCUGAGCGGGAGCCGCCGAGACCCCAGAACCACCACGGCCCCUGUGGCACCCAACAUACCUCUUGGACCCCCAACAAACUCCUCCUCCUGGCCCUCUGUAGGCUCCCAGGCCAGCAUUCCCUCCGCCCCUUUCGCUCCUGGUAUGUUUCCAAUCUACCCUGUUUACCCACCACUCACACAGCCCUUACCCAUCCCAGACCCAUCACGUUUCCCCCCCACCCAGAUGGUUCCUCCCAUGAUGGCCCUCGUUCUGCCCAACUACAUGUUCCCCCAGAUGGGAGCAUCCAUCUCUCAGCCAGGUGCCACCCCCGGACACUUCUACAAUCCUAACUUCACAUACCCCGGCACUCCCCCAGUCACUGCCCCCACCGUUGUCUCCAACCCCGUGCCCAUCCCCGGCACUGGCGUCCCGUCUCGUAGCAGCACCCCGCAGUCCUACAGUCAGACUCCUGCUGACCGCGAAGGUGCAGAGUCCCCCCUCUUCCAGUCCCGAUGCUCCUCCCCCCUCAACUUGUUGCAGCUGGAGGAAUCACCAAGCAACCGGUUAGAGGUUGCCACGGCCCUGGCGGCAUCACAGCAAGCCACGCCUUCUGCUCAAGGCGGCGCAGCCGGGGGGCAGAGCUCAGCCAAUCAGGGGAGCUCUGACGAUACCUCCAAGGAGAAUGAGAAUGGUGAAGCUAAUGAGUCCAACCACGAUGCGAUGUCCACCUCCAGCGACCUGCUGGACCUGUUGCUGCAGGAGGACUCCCGCUCAGGCACCGGCUCCGCUGCUUCUGGUUCAGGGUUCUCGGGGACAAGGUCCUCAGGUUCAGGCUCUGGGUCCAACGGCUGCAGUUCCUCUGGCACCAGCGGCACCAGCAGCAGUCAGGGAAGCCACACCAGCAAGUACUUUGGCAGCAUCGACUCAUCGGAGAACGACCACUCCCGCAAACAGCCAGCAGGUGGCAGCAGCAGUGCUGGGGGAGACGGUGGUGAGGAGCAGUUUAUCAAGUGUGUCCUCCAGGACCCCAUCUGGCUACUGAUGGCCAACACAGACGACAAGGUCAUGAUGACCUAUCAGCUGCCUGUGAGGGACAUGGAGACAGUGCUGCGAGAGGACCGAGAGGCCUUGAGGAGCAUGCAGAAACAUCAGCCGCGCUUCACAGAGGAGCAGAAGAGGGAGCUGAGCCAGGUUCACCCCUGGAUCCGCACGGGACGCCUGCCGAGAGCCAUCAACAUCUCUGGCUGUACUGGCUGCAAGUCUCCCCCCUCCGUGCCUCCGGCCGCUCCUUUCGAUGUGGAGAUCCACGAGAUGGAGCUGUGCAGUGUGCUGAAGGCUCGGGAGGAGGGCACCAGGAGGGGCAAGAAAAAUCUCUCAGAAACAGCCAUGGAUGAAGCUCAGCCAGAGGAUGAAGAGGAAGAGGUAGAAGAGAAAGGAACCAAAACACAAGGCAGCAGCCAAGACAUGACAGCAGAGGAGCAGAGAGCGACCUCAGAAGCUGUGGCGGAAAAGGCGGAGGCUCAGCCGCCCGAGUCUGACAUGACUCACUAAGAAGGUGGCCAAAGAUAAAGAACACUAUCAUGAACGUUCUAUGCUGACAUGCAGAAAAUGUGCACCUUCCAGGACUUUGUGCCCCUAACAUCAUUACACAGGAUGUGAGGUGUUAGAAGCGGCUCUGCUGGGACGUAAUGGCGCAUUACUGAUCCACACAACUGCCGUUUACUGUUUGAUAGGUCAGGCCUGACUUUGAUGACAGCACACUAGGCACGUUGUAUGGCUGCAUAUUAAAUGCCUUGGAAACCACAGGACAUGCUUACACACACACACACACACACACUCAGUUUUAGAGAGUGAAUUAGAACUUUUUUUCUCUCAGCUGUUCUUGUAGUUCUUAGUAUAUUUAUUUAAAUUGUAAAGUAAUCAGAGAGGACUAAGGUGAAUGUGUUACAAAAGAAAAAAAAAAAGAGAGACGCCUUUACAUAAAGAUGGAUGUGCUUCACCACAGUGUCCUCCUUGAUGUUUUCAUCUCUCCUGAUCAGGGUUCAGCUCACGAGGAAAGAACGAAGUUUACCUGUGACUUUUCUUCUUGUGGAGUGUUUCCCAGGUUGUCUGGGAUCCUGCUCCGACUUAGAUCCUGAGUUUAGUUUUUUGUUGGUUUUUUUUUUUUUUUUUUUUUUUUUUUUGGAAAUGUAAAAAUUUUUUGCCCCAAAUAAAAAAAAAAAAAAAAAAAAAAAAGCAACUUUCACCCAAUAGAGAAAAUGUACAGUGAGAAGAAGGUUAUUUUAUAAACGUUGUGUAUAUUUUUAUACUUUCAUUCACUACACAUAGAGAGAUGAUAAUUGUCUGUACCGUUAAAAGUGUAUGUGAAAAUCAAGUUUUCUUUUAUGAAUUUAGAAACAGCGAAGGAAAAAAAAAACAAUCAGAUCACAGUCCCUGAAACAGAGAUUGUGUUUCCUGUGACACUGCAGUCUAAGUGCAAUGUACAGUUAAAUCGCGGGGCAGCGGGGCAAUCGCCGGGAGACUAACCUGGACUUUAAAGGUUUCUCCUCGGCUGGGCAUUAGUUUGUGCAUUUGCGUGUGGUCGCUCCACAGUGAGAAGUGAACGAUGCCUCUCUGAGAAAUGAUUCUCUCACAAACAGACAGUAUUCCCCACACUGCCGCACUAAGGAGCUGUUAAGCCUUCAGCAGGGGGAGAGCUUUUGUGUUGCCAGUGCUUGCUCAUGGUGGUAAGUGAAUUUUGAAAGAGGUGGAUGUUGACUCUUUAAAAAGUCUGGACAGUGUUUACUAUCUUCUAUUUUGCUCUCUGUCCUUUUCCCUCUCUCUUCCUCUCUGUGGCACUGUUCUGGUCAUGUGAUAUCCUAUGCUUUAUGGCGUCAGUGGUGUCUGCAACAGUUUCUUAAUAUUUUUGUGACAUUCUUUGUACAAAAAAAAAGACAAUAAAAUUGUUUGAAAGGUC